AUGCGGGAGAACACCUUUCUCGGCGACUUUUUCGCCUACGUUGGCUUCGUUCCACUCACCACCCAGAGGAUGCCCCCGGCAGAGAAUCAGCUCGAUGCGGGUCCAUCGACCUGCACGUUCUGGUGUGCGGUUGCUCUGGGGGCGCUUGUGAAGGGGGGCCCCGCAACUUCGGUGGCGAGAUCUUCCGAGCUGGCCAGAGAUGCUGUGGAACGUCAUUCGGGCCCUGUGACUACCGGAGUAGCAAAAGCCUGGGUAAUUCUGGCCUACCUCUACCUCUUUCAUGGAGACACGGAUGUAUUUCAAGAGUACAUGGCACGUUCAGAAGCAUUCUUCAGUGCUUCCGGGGCGUACGGCUUCACCGAGGAUCUACCAGUGGGAUUUCCCGAGGUUGUCAGUCACAGGAUGACCGUCCAGAUGUUUUCUGGGGAUGCAAGCACCGCGGAAGUGGAGUCGUUUUGCCGCCAACCACAAGUUCCCCCACAGUUGAAUACAGCAGCAUGCGAGACCGAGCUGUACGCAUACAUGAAGAAGGCGCACCGAGAGUUCGAGCAAGCUGUCUACCGAGUGGCGUACCUUGAGAGCUCUGACGCCGGCGGGCUACCGCUCGAAAACUAG
This is a messenger RNA of Ectocarpus siliculosus, 615 nucleotides long. The record is from the annotation of a GenBank genome assembly. Lineage: Eukaryota; Phaeophyceae; Ectocarpales; Ectocarpaceae.